Molecule: messenger RNA, 1527 nt
Organism: Ixodes scapularis (black-legged tick)
Lineage: Eukaryota; Metazoa; Arthropoda; Arachnida; Ixodida; Ixodidae
Product: cytochrome P450 3A24-like
Exons: 14
Coding region: 1-1527 (508 amino acids)
Molecular function (GO): monooxygenase activity; iron ion binding; oxidoreductase activity, acting on paired donors, with incorporation or reduction of molecular oxygen
Source: RefSeq, a predicted model, not a curated record
AUGUAUCUGCUUGCGACAGUCGUCACCUUGACCGCGGUCUUAAUCGUCCUUCCGAUCAUGAGGAGGAAGAAAACCUUUGAUUACUUCAAGGACCUCGGAAUACUUGGACCUGAGCCGAGUAUUAUUUGGGGAAACCUUGCAGAGUACCACAGAAAUGGCCGCCACUAUGCUCUGCAACAGUGGUGUGACAGAUACGGUGAUAUAUUUGGGUUUUACAACGGUGAUGUUCCCAUUCUCGUGAUCAAGGACAUUGAUUUUUUGGAUUACGUUUUUGUGACAAACUUCAAAAACUUCGUGGACCGCGGGGUUACAAUGAGAACGGAUCAGGUGCAUUCAUCACUUGGAGAGUCCUUGAUUCACGCCAAGGGAUUGCAAACGCGAUUUCUUCGAAGCUGCACCUCGCCGGAGUUUACUUCGCACAAACUGAAACAGAUGAUGCCUUAUCUCGUUGAGCAAGGAGACAUAUUCAUCAAUGAGCUGGGUAAACUUGCCGAUGAAAGAAGGGAGGAAUCAAUGCUCGACGCUUUCCAAGCUCUUUCCAUGGACUUCAUAUGUCGAGCCGCUUUCGGAAUAGACACCGACUUUCAGCAUAACAUCAAAAAUCCUUUCUACGUCCAAGCUGAAGGUGUUAUUCCAGGGAUGAUGAAAGGCCCUUUUCACGCCGUUGCACAGUGCACGACAACACUUGGAGGAUUUAUCAAACCAUUAUCAUGGCUUAAUCGUAUACUCGGAAGUUUCACCAUGGCAAUAUUUGCUCAAGAGAUGAAGAAGGUUAUAAGACUGAGAACGCAAAAUCAUGGUAUGCAAAGAAAUGAUAUGCUGCAAAAUUUCUUGGAAGCGGAAGUGAUUAACAAGUACCCCUUCACAACAGGCAGACAGGAAAACCUUCGUCGUCUCUCCGAAGAAGAGGUGGUGUUGCUGAUGACUGUUCUUUUUCUCGGAGGUUUUCAGACCACGUCGGUAACGCUAAGCUUCAUGUCCUUGCUACUGGCUAUGCAUUCGGAAGUUCAAGAGAAAGUGAGGCAGGAAGUGAAGGCUGCCAUUGGAAGUUCGGGAUGCUUGGAUUACGAUACCACUAUACGCAAACUGAAAUAUACAACCCAGGUCAUGAACGAGACAUUGAGAUUAUAUCCACCAUCACUCACGUUUCACACAAGAAUUGCAAAAGAAAGUUUUGAAUACAACGGCACAACGUUCAAGGCCGGGACCUGUAUCCUAGCUCCCGUCAGCCAAAUACAUAGAGAUCCGCAGUAUUGGCCCGAGCCAAACAAGUUUGACCCUGACAGGUUUAGUCCAGAAAACAAGGGAAGUUACCGCAAGACCGCGUUCCAACCCUUCGGUGUUGGACCACGAUGUUGUGUCGGCUACAAGUUGGCUCUCGUGCAAGCAUUGUACAUCACGGCGAGGAUGAUUGCCGACUUUAAGAUGGAGCUCGGAGAAGCACAAAAGGGUGUCAUUGAGAUGCGUUCUUCGGGUAUGAUGGCUGCUCCCGGCAAUGGGCCCUGGAUAAAAUUUACGCGGCUCUGA